Messenger RNA from Cucumis sativus (cucumber), 2079 nucleotides. RefSeq names its product DELLA protein GAI. Gene Ontology annotation, cellular component: nucleus. The transcript has a single exon. Bases 267 to 1874 code for a protein of 535 amino acids. The record is from RefSeq and is a predicted model, not a curated record. Gene Ontology annotation, molecular function: sequence-specific DNA binding; DNA-binding transcription factor activity. Lineage: Eukaryota; Viridiplantae; Streptophyta; Magnoliopsida; Cucurbitales; Cucurbitaceae. Gene Ontology annotation, biological process: regulation of DNA-templated transcription.
UUUCCCAUAUUGGUUCUUAAAUUCUCAAAUACACAACCCUCUCUCUCUCUCUCUCUCAAAAUCCUUUUUUGGUCCUUUCUCUUUCACCCAUUGCUUUUCAGUACCUCCCUCACUCUCACACACACACACACACACACACACACACACAACUCCGUGGUUUCUCUAUGGCCAUGGUCAACUUAAAAUCUCCCUAAUUAUAUUCCUCCUUCUCCCAGCAACCAUCUUCCUUUCAUUUCUACCUCUCUAAAUUAUCUGAUUUCGUUCAUAUGGGUCCUUUCGACUCCGCCGCCUCUUCCGGCGGCAGCAGUAGCAGUAGCAGUGGCAGCUCUUCCUCAAGUACCGUCACCAAACCCCAAGACAUCGACGGCCUUCUCGCCGGCGCGGGCUACAGGGUCCGCUCCUCCGACCUCCACAACGUCGCUCAACGUCUUGAGCGUCUCGAAUCCGCUAUGGUCAACUCUUCCUCUGAGAUCUCUCAACUCGCUUCCGAUGCCGUCCACUACAACCCUUCCGACAUCGGUUCUUGGGUUGAUUCAAUCCUCUCGGAGUUGGACCAAACGGCUACUUUGCCGUCCGAUCUACCGGAUUUUCCCGAUCUCUUUUCGGUUUCUAAUCAGACGGAUGGGAGUGUCUCGUGGACAGAUCCUUGUGUUGCUGCGCAGCACCAGAACCUUGGCCAGCAUCAGCUAACCGUCGUGACCGCCAUGGAGGAAGAUUCCGGUAUUAAACUCGUCCACAUGCUAGUCACGUGUGCCGAUUCAAUCCACCGUGGUGAUUUCCCAUUGGCUGGUUCUCUGAUUGUCGAAAUGCAAAGUUUGCUGUCUGGCAUCAACACCGAAUGCGGCAUCGGUAAAGUCGCUGGUUACUUUAUUGACGCGCUAACUCGGCGCGUGUUCACACCCCAUGAUACCAUCACUUCCACCACCGGCUUCGAAGACGUCCUUCUCUAUCACCAUUAUUACGAAGCUUGCCCUUACCUUAAAUUCGCUCAUUUCACCGCUAAUCAAGCCAUUUUGGAAGCCUUCGACGGUCACGAUUGCGUCCACGUCAUCGAUUUCAAUCUAAUGCACGGUCUACAAUGGCCCGCAUUAAUCCAAGCCCUCGCCCUCCGUCCCGGCGGUCCUCCUCUUCUUCGUUUAACCGGCAUUGGCCCACCCUCUCCCGACGGCCGUGACUCGCUUCGAGAAAUCGGAUUGCGACUCGCUGAGUUGGCCCGUUCGGUUAACGUUCGUUUCGCCUUUCGCGGUGUGGCUGCGGCUAGGUUGGAAGAUGUUAAGCCGUGGAUGCUUCAGGUGAGUCCGAAGGAGACUGUGGCCGUGAACUCGGUUAUGCAGCUUCACCGAUUACUAGGGAACAACCAGUCGUCGUCCGCCAUGGAAAUGGUUCUCGGGUGGAUCCGGAGUUUGAAUCCGAAAAUCAUGACGGUGGUCGAACAAGAAGCGGACCACAACCAGACCGGGUUCUUGGAGCGGUUCACGGAGGCUUUGUUUUACUAUUCCACCAUGUUUGAUUCGCUUGAAGCCUGCUGUAUGAUGCCGGAGAAGGGUCUGGCGGAGAUGUAUCUACAGAGGGAAAUUUGCAACGUGGUGAGCUGCGAAGGAUCGGCUCGAGUGGAGCGCCAUGAGCCACUGGUUAAAUGGAGAUCUCGACUACGCCAAGCCGGUUUUAGAGCCCUCCAUUUAGGAUCCAACGCUUUCAAGCAAGCUAGCAUGCUUCUAACGCUCUUCUCCGCCGAAGGAUUCUCCAUCGAGGAGAACGAAGGGUGUUUGACCCUCGGCUGGCAUAGCCGACCUCUUAUCGCGGCUUCCGCUUGGCAAGCCGCGCCACCACCGGAUUCAAAUGCAAAUCAUCAUCCCUUUGGAGUAAUAGUAUAAAAUUACAAUAAUAAUGAUAUUAUUACUAUUACAAAUAAGUACCAUGUAUAAUUCUUUUUUUAUUUUUUCAUUAUAUUUUUUUCUUAUUUACUUUCAUCCAACCCUCCCAAAAAAAAAAAAAAAGGAACUAGCUCCAUCCAUCACAUUGCAUUAAAUUUUAAUAUAAAGAGUCAAUGAUAUCGACCUUCGAUCUAAUCUUCUCUUC